Messenger RNA from Drosophila innubila, 1668 nucleotides. RefSeq lists its product as uncharacterized. The record is from RefSeq and is a predicted model, not a curated record. The transcript is spliced from 7 exons. The coding region runs from base 174 to 1532 and encodes 452 amino acids. NCBI's taxonomy places the organism in Eukaryota, Metazoa, Arthropoda, Insecta, Diptera, Drosophilidae.
CUGCUUGCAGUCCAAGAGAAGCAGCCAGCGAAUGCGCUACGCUUCUCCACAAGCCUCUAUUAGCCAUAUCAGAUCGGGGCUAAAAGACGUAGAGUUCUAACGGUAUUGCGGUCGAAUUCUUAUCGUCGUUGAAGGAAAGCAAGUGACAUUCUAACUAAAAUACCAACAAGAUCAUGGCUGGAGUCAGCGUGGGAUUUGCCAAGUGUUUUAUACUCUUUAUGGCAGUUGUCAUAUUGGCCCAAGGUUUAGUCUAUCUGGGUCUCUCGAUAUGGGGCAUAACACUGCGGGAUUGUCAGACAACAUCGGAUAUUACUGGCCAACCCUUCAAGUUUGCCAUGGAUCUCAUCUACUUUUUGGAUGAGGAAUGUGGUUCGCCGACGAUGCAGGUUCAAGUUCAAGGUCAAGAUCAAUCAAUCGAGCUGAGCAUGGACUGGGACAAGUCCUUUGCGGUAACACAUCGGGAGUACAUCUUUAUGAUCACCUAUGCGGUGGUUAGUGGCUUGUGGGUCGCCUCCUCAUUCCUAAUCAUAUUUACCUUGUGCUUUACCACCACCAAACUGAUUUCUGGCACCGUCUAUUGGCCCUGGUUUCUAUCCGUCCUGGCUGGAUGCAUUCUGGACGUGGUGGCCACCGUUUAUCAUGCACUGGACAUAACCAAGACAAUGUCGCUUCAAGAUGCAUUUAAUUUUGUUGGAGCAAAAACUCCGGCGGACAUGCCUGAUCAAAUCAUGACGUAUUUGGAAACCUUUGGUGUCUACUUUUCCACUCCUGCUUUGGUGAUGACCCUCCUCAGUUGCCGUGUGGUGCUCAUCUGGUUGCUCAACCUCAUCGGAGGCAUGUUCUGUCUGUCUCUGGCGAAUGUGUUGGCCAAUCAGGCGGCUGCUUCCUCCGCUUCUUCUGGCAGUAGCCAUCAGAUUCAACCUCGUCAGCAGACCCCACAGCCCGUAAUGAUGGUGGAGCAGGAGCAGUUUCCAACAGCACCUGCUGCAUCCGCGGCACCUUCAGUUGUCAUGGAGCCGGUGUAUCCCGAGCAAGUGCGUCCGGCACCACUUAUUAUACCAGCGCAGACUGCAGAGAUGAUGAGACAGGAUUCACAGUAUCCACCAAACGAUCGGACCACGCUGCAAUCGCCUGUUUUGGUGUUGCCUCCCCUGCAACAACAUCAGCAGCAGCAACAACAACAACAACAGUUCUCGCCUCAACCUCAACCUCAGCCAGAUAUCAAUACUUAUCGCACCACAGAUGCGCAUCCGGAUCAACUCAACUAUCCACCCACUGACCCCACAUCCCCGCGACCCACCUCGCCGGCGGUGCAACAACUCGCCUCAGGAUCGGCCCUAAACAGUCGCUAUUCGGAAAUGUACCCAGCUCAGCCAAGCAACUCACGUGUCAGUUCCAAUCAGGAGCUGCGCAAUCAGAUGCCUUGGUCUUAUACGAGCAUGAUCACCAAACCACCGCCACCACCCCGCAAGCCACAGCAGCAGGUGCAGAUCUAUCCGCAAAUACCCGAGCCGGACUACACGGAGCACUAGAUGACCAAGAGACGGGAGCCGAGAGCCGAGAGCACAGCACUUCGCUGAUUGUGGUUUAAUCAGUCUGGUUGCAACAUUUGUGACUUGUUUUGAGUUAUUGUUAUCUUUAUUGCAUAAAGUUAAUGCACAUGGCCAA